This is a messenger RNA of Gryllus bimaculatus (two-spotted cricket), 2461 nucleotides long. The record is from the annotation of a GenBank genome assembly. Lineage: Eukaryota; Metazoa; Arthropoda; Insecta; Orthoptera; Gryllidae.
AGCCGGAGAAUAUAUUUUUAAUGUUUUUUCCUAGAUGCAACUCCAACAUUUGGUAUUUAACCGUAUCAAACCAAAGAGAUAAAGGAAUCUAGACCUGAAGCAACAACACGUAUGAUUAUCUUCCGACAUUAGUCAGCGUCGAGUUCGAUACGAAAUCUCCCGCGCUCCGACGCUAUUACGCAAUUUUUCUCCCGCGCCAUCACCUCAACCGCGAAAUACCAAUCGUUCGGCUAGUGACGCAUGGGCACUACAACAGGCGGGAGAGUUUACAACAGAACCGAAGAAAAUAAAUAUAUGCAGUGUGACUCCGUCAUUCAAGCAGUAUAAGUAUAAGCCAUCACCCUAUUUUCGACGCCAACACCGAAACUUCCAUGCCGGUUCUUCUCAAACUUGUAAGUCUGCCAAGACAAUCAAAAAGCACCGGGAAAUUGCAGUAAAACGGAAUUUAAAAAUCGGGGUUGUAGGACGCAUUAAAAACACUCAAUGAAAUAUGUUUAAGUUACAUUUGACAAAAUUGCACUGAACGACUGCUAUUCUCAGGAAUACUUUUCACAUUGAACACUAUUUAUGCAAUUCAAAUUAUAUAUUUAUGAAAAAUACUUGCUUUCCACUCUGUUUAAAGUCAUAAAUACAUCUAUUCUUAUACAUCAUUUGUUAUUUUAUACUUGAAACAAAUUAAAAUGUAAAUAUAUAUCAGUAACCUGGUAAAUAUUUUUGUUUCGUAAUGCACCAGUUAUACUCCAUUGGGACAAAGUGAUGUGUUUGAACGUAAUUUAACACCUGUUGCUGAUAAUAGUAUUUUCAGUUGAUAAAUACAAACCUGCAAUUAACUGAUCUCUUCAUAUAAAUCAUUCUUAUAGUCCAGGAGAGAUGUUUACAACAAAAUUUUAGAAAACAUGCAAAUGCAAAUACAAAUACACCCUAUGAAUGUUUUGUAUCUUCAAGCAUUUGUUACUAAUUGUCUCAUAAAGCAUUUAAUUAUUUUAUUACAUUAUUAUUAUCGAAGUCAUUUUAACAAUUGUUUACAGUAUUAAAAAUGGAAAUUAACUUUGUCACUUCCAUUUCAAAUUCUUAAUUUGUCAUCCCUAUGGGUUGCUAUAACAAUAACUUACACAUCAUUGGAAGAAUCCUUUUGGCUUGAAAACACAGUAGUUUCCAAACCAGAUGAUCCUGAUUGACCACUGUUGUCGCUGCAUGAAGCUGAUGACAUUUCAUUGUAGCCUGAAUCUAUACUACUCAGCACCUCUGCAGUAACUGAAUAUUGGCCUUCUAUAACUUCGUGGACAUUCUUAAUUGGUGCAGAAUAAGUUCCGAAAUCAAGUUCCACAUUUGAAUUUGAUAGGUGUUGAGUCUGGUCGAGUUUUAUGCGUUUCGCGGGAGAAGAAUAUUCUUGUUCCCCAGAAACCAACGCCAUUUUCAACAGCUAUGACGUUUUCCGCAGGAAGUAGAUGGCGCUGGUGUGUCGUUAUUCUUGCUUGCUCUUUGGCAAGAGUCUUUGCACCUAUUCCACGACUUCUGCUGGUGCCUUUCUCGUAGAGUGUAUUCGUGCUGCUGGCAAAAUGAAGUACAGUGUGCAUAGGUUAGUGAGGUUAUAUUCGUUUAAUUUGUUUCAGAGCGAAGGAACGUUCACCAUCCGCACGCGGAAAUUCAUGACGAACCGGUUAUUAUGCCGGAAGCAAAUGGUUGUGGAUGUGUUACAUCCUGGUCAGCCUUCGGUUAAAAAAACCGAAAUAAGAGAGAAGUUGGCGAAACUAUACAAAGUAGCUAACGAUUUGAUAUUUGUAUUUGGGUUUCGUACAGCUUUUGGAGGUGGUAAGUCCACCGGAUUUGGUCUGAUUUACGACACUUUAAACCAUGCUAAAAAGUUUGAGCCGAAGCACAGGUUACAGAGGCAUGGAUUGUAUGAAAAGCAAAAAGCUACUCGCAAACAGCGCAAGGAGCGUAAGAACAGAAUGAAGAAGGUUCGGGGCACGAAGAAGGCUAAAGUGGGUGCUGCUUCUGGCAAGAAGGGUGGCAAAAAGUAAACUUUUGCCAUGGCUUUUUUAUGUUCUCAUUUGGGAAUUGGAAUGCUUUCAUGAAGGGGCAUCUUUCUCCUACAACUUGCCAUCGAGGGAUUCUGCUUUGGUUUCUUUUGGUUCAAGGUUUCUGAUUAAGUUCUUCAUUCCUAAUUUUCAUGUAUGCUUAUAAUUUUUCAUUUUUUCUGUUUUUUAUUUCUUCUGGGUUUGGGAAUAUCUUUUGUAUUGUUAAUAAUACAUUACUCUUUCAAUGCCUGAAGAUCCAUGGCUAAUUGUAUGUUUGUAAAUUUUGUGAAUUACAGUAAACAACUACUUCUCAAUGAAGGCAGCAAAGCAUUCAUCUUCAACAAAUGUAUCAUACUUUUUUUAGGAAAUAAAUUAUUUCCGAUUUGUGAAGUCUUUUUUAAUUGUGGCAUUUAGAAUUGAUAUGUAAUAAUGUGAAAAAA